Messenger RNA from Corticium candelabrum, 3356 nucleotides. RefSeq names its product leucine-rich PPR motif-containing protein, mitochondrial-like. Gene Ontology annotation, molecular function: protein binding; mRNA 3'-UTR binding. The transcript has 32 exons. Gene Ontology annotation, cellular component: mitochondrion; nucleus. Bases 17 to 3190 code for a protein of 1057 amino acids. NCBI's taxonomy places the organism in Eukaryota, Metazoa, Porifera, Homoscleromorpha, Homosclerophorida, Plakinidae. The record is from RefSeq and is a predicted model, not a curated record. Gene Ontology annotation, biological process: regulation of mitochondrial translation.
UAUUGUAUAUUCGACCAUGCAGGUUUUGCGACGGUUAUCUCCAAUUUGGGCGACUUUGGGUCGUUCAAGAGUUAGAAUAACAUCAGGAGACGUUAGUCUAUCUUGUUUCUUAUGUACCGAUAUUACGUAUGAUACGAGACAACGCGAUUUUCUCGGCGAACGCGUGGAAGAAGAACUGCAAUCAAAGAAUUAUUUGGAAGACGUUAGAAUUGGCAGUGUCAGCAGUUCCAGACAUCUUGUCAAACUUGUCGACCAAUUGCGACAACACGGUGCUCUGACUGUAACAAAUGCAAGACAAGCGUUGCAGAACUGCGGCAAAGUGUUGAUUGAUUCUAAGCCAGAGAGACGUGUGGAAUUGGUGCGAAGUCUGUGGCAAUCAUUUCAAGAUAAUGGUAUUGGUCUUGAUGUGACGCACUUCAAUGCAUUGUUGACUGUUUAUGUUGAGAAUGAUCACAAGUUUGCUCCACUGGAACUGGUGGAGGAAAUGAAAGAGAAAGAAAUACAUCCAAAUGUUGCAACGUUUCAACUUCUUUUGAAGAGUUACUGCUUGCAGGGUGAUGUCAGUGGAGCCAACUUAGUAUUGGAUCACAUGAGAAAUGAAGGCAUGCAAGUAUCUGAACCAAUUCUUGCUCCGUUGAUUAUUGGACAUGCAAGAGCAGAAGGUUUAGACAAAGCAACUGAAAUGUUUGAGAGAAUUCGAAGUGAAGGCUUUCAACUCGGGGUGGACAGUUAUCAUGCAUUGUUACGUUCAUUGGCUGAGAGAGGAGAUUUGGACAGAAUACAGAAUGUGUUGGAUGAAAUGAAUGCAUCUCGCCUCUAUCCACCUGUUGUGUUGUAUACAGACUUGAUUGAGACUCUUUCAGCUCAUGGACAUACUCAUCUAAUUAACACAUUUCUGGAUACAAUAAAGAACAUUGGAAGAAUGAGAUCAGAUUUAGAAUCAGUAAUGAAGACCCUCUUAGUCAAUGGUGAUGUUGAUGGAGCAAUGGCGAUUCUGCUCAAAAUCGGUCAUGUCAUGAUCUCAUCUCAGACAGAUGGUUUACGGCCUGGACGGCAGUUUCUCUCUCAUUUACUGAAGAGCAAUCCACCAUAUCCAACUGAUUUUCUUCUAAAGUCAGUAUCAAUCUUAAGAUCUCGAGAUCUCCAUCGUACACCAUACGAAGACCUUCUCUUCAGUGUAUUCGAUAGAGAAGACACAGACAAUGCUAUUGUAGUUAUCAAGGAGAUGAUCUCUUCGUUUGUUCCUGUCAAGCCACAUUAUUUCUAUCCUCUUCUUGCUCAAUUGAAGAAGAGUGAAAAUCUCAGUGGAAUGUUGGAUGUUAUAAAAUUGAUAAAAGAUAGUGAUUUUGUGUGUGCAAAACCACAUUUGGACUACGUUGUUGAUACUGCAUUGCCUCUCGGUGAAGUUGAUGGACUCAUCAAGGCACUCAGUGAUACAGGAGUUCAGUUAUCACCUGAAGAGAAGGGUGUCUUCCUUCAGACGUUGGUCACUGCUAACUGCAUUGACACUGCAGUGAAAUUUUUAACAUCAGACGUUGUAUCAGUUGAACCACGAGGAGUGUUGGGAAUGUUUGCUCACGUUCCAAUCCCUAAAUUCAAGGAGAUUAGUGACCCAUCAGAGGUGCCAGUGUUUAAGCUUUUUGAAACACUCAGAGAUUGUGAAGGGGUUUCUUCUGAAGCUCUUUCUGUAAUCAGCAAAGAAUUUGUUGUAUCUAUGAUUCGAAGAUCAAACCCUAAGACUGCAAUUCAAGCCUUAGAGACUCUACUGGAAAUGGGUGUGAAGGUCGUACAUUAUUUGCCAUACACUGAAAUUAUGACUGAGUUGAAACGACAAGCUGAUGUCGUGAACAUGAGAAAGCUAUUGCAGCUAAUGAAGGAACAUGACAUUCCCGUUGAUUCAGUGCAGAGAAGAAUUGCUCUGAGACUUGCAUCUUACAGUGGCAGCGGUGACAUGGCAAUUGAGGCGUUUAUCGGUGGAAAGCCGGCUGAUUUCGAGAAACCAUGGCAACCUCAGAGCGAGCUGAUCAUCGCUUAUUGCAAGGACAAGAAAAGAUCGAAUGAAUCAUUGCUGAAAGUGUAUGAAGAGUUGGUCAGUAAGGGAUUGAGGCCAACUGCUUCUGCAUAUGGUCAUUUGGUAGGAAGAAAUCUACGAGAUGGAAAUAUAGUAGAUGCAGAGAGGUUUAAACGAGAAAUGCAAGAGCUGUUUCCAAUAAGCCAAUCUUUGUACAAGGGAUUUAUGACAGCUUAUGCAAAACGAGGAGAUGUAGAAGCACUGAAAAGAACUUUAGCUGAAUCAGAAGCACAAGGGCAUGUUUAUGAUCCUUCCAAAUGGUUUCUUCUCAUCGAGGCUCACGCAGUCCAUGGUGAUGCUGAAUCAGCUGAACAGCUUUUCGUUGAAAUGAAGAGGAAAAGUCGUAUAGACAAUCUACGAGCUCGUCCCGCAUGGACACAACUUGUGUUUGCACAUGUCAACAAAGGUGACGUUGAUGCGGCAUUGAAUGUGAUCACUCGUGCUAAAAAGGAUGACAUGAAACCGAUUCUAAGGUCGUACUUUAUGAUCAUCAAUCGUGCUGCUUCACUGCAACGAGAAGACAUUCUUAGUACAAUUAAUCAGUUAAUUCUGGAAGAUUUUCAAGUGAUGAAGCAGGAAUUUGUUGAUCCCUUAUUGUUUUCUGCCCAUGUGAGGGCUGGCAAUCUUGACAGAGCAGACGACUUUAUGGCAAAAGUCGAUUUUGGUGAAAAUGAAUCUGUCUAUGGCAUAUAUGUCAACAUAUGUGCCAAUGAAGGAGACGUUGAACGGAUAAGGAGACUGAUGACCACUUUGUCUCAUUUAACAGUGGAGGAGCAGUAUGACCUGUGUGGGAUGCCACUGCUACGGGCAUAUCAACAUCUUCAAGAUCCAAACGGUUGUUUGUCUGUCUAUGAAGAGUUUAGACAAAGAGGGGCAAGUGUAUCGCCACGUUUCAAGCUUCUAUUAGCGACCGUCUUGAUGAAUCAUGGCAGAGUAGUUCCUGUAGAGCUGCUGCAUCUGCCAACUACAUCAAAUCGUAGACCCAGACGUCAGUCAUCGUCUCAAACUGCUGGAGUGUCAUCUUUAGGUGACAUCUCUAGUGACAGUUCAUCUUCCAGUGAUGAUGAGGCUGAAGACGAUGUAAACCAAGUCAUUGACAAAGACCCUGAACAUGUUUGAUUGAGGUUAUGUGAACAUGUGUUGUUGAUGGACACACGUAGUUGUCAUCAAAGGUCUAAAUUACUGCCCAGGAUUCUCUUUUUUUUCCAGUGGAGUAUAUUUUAGUGCGUUCAUAAGUGGCAAUUGUGGUGUGCGUGUGUUUGAGUUGAGUCAUGUGCUAUCAGAA